Messenger RNA from Heterocephalus glaber (naked mole-rat), 1504 nucleotides. It is a transcript of the gene Rheb, whose product is annotated as Ras homolog, mTORC1 binding. Gene Ontology annotation, cellular component: membrane. Gene Ontology annotation, molecular function: GTP binding; GTPase activity. Gene Ontology annotation, biological process: signal transduction. NCBI's taxonomy places the organism in Eukaryota, Metazoa, Chordata, Mammalia, Rodentia, Bathyergidae. The record is from RefSeq and is a predicted model, not a curated record.
AGGUGGGAGGGUCAUGACGCAGCGAGUUUCUGUCGUGACUUUCCGGGGGCAGUUUGGCGUCCCCUCUUUUUCCCUUUAAAGUAAAACGUGUCCUCGACGCACCCUGGUCCCUACCGCACGCAUCUGGGGGGCGGCCGAGGCGGCGGGAGGGGCCGAGCUGACGGGCGGGCCGGCGCGCUGGGUCACGUGGGUGUGUUGUGGGGGGAGGGGCGCGGCCGCGCGGUAGGUUCUGGGCGGUUGGGCGCGCGAGCGAUCGAGCGAGCAAGGGAGAAGGAGCGAAGGUAUCCGUGUCCGUCGCCGUCGCCGCCGCCGCCCCUGCUCUGUAUGCGGCUCUGCCCCGGCGCGGCCGCCGCCGAUCGCAGCAGCAGCCGCCGCCGCCGCGGUUGAUGUGGUUGGGCCGGGGCUGAGGAGGUCGCCAAGAUGCCGCAGUCGAAGUCCCGGAAGAUCGCUAUCCUGGGCUACCGGUCUGUGGGGAAAUCCUCAUUGACGAUUCAGUUUGUUGAAGGCCAAUUUGUUGACUCCUACGAUCCAACCAUAGAAAACACUUUCACAAAGUUGAUCACAGUAAAUGGACAAGAAUAUCAUCUUCAGCUUGUAGACACAGCUGGGCAAGAUGAAUAUUCCAUUUUUCCUCAGACAUACUCCAUAGAUAUUAAUGGCUACAUUCUUGUGUAUUCUGUUACAUCAAUUAAAAGUUUUGAAGUGAUCAAAGUUAUCCAUGGCAAAUUGUUGGAUAUGGUGGGGAAAGUGCAAAUACCUAUUAUGCUGGUUGGGAAUAAGAAAGACCUGCAUAUGGAAAGGGUGAUCAGUUACGAAGAAGGGAAAGCUUUGGCAGAAUCUUGGAACGCGGCCUUUUUGGAAUCUUCUGCUAAAGAAAAUCAGUGGCUGCAUUUAGGAGACACGGACUGGCCGCCGCUUGCCCUGCCUGAAGGAGGGCCGCUUCCACCCAGUCACGACGGCCCGCACCCGAGGGCUCAGCCUGUGCUCGCGUCUCUCCUUUCAGACUGCGGUCGACGUUUUCAGAAGGAUAAUUUUGGAGGCAGAAAAGAUGGACGGGGCAGCUUCCCAAGGCAAGUCUUCGUGCUGCGUGAUGUGAUGCGACUGCGCGGCCUGAGGGCCCUGGGGUCGUGUCCUGCCUGAGGACGUGGUCCCCGCCCUCAGAGAAAACUCCGCUGCUUCUCUUCUGUUAGCCUCAGAGACGUCCUUUGGGUCAGAGCCUCUCCACUUUCAGUUUCUGUUCAACUCUGACUCUGUCCAAAUGAGUUCGCUUCCAUUUUCAAAUUUUAAGCAAUUGUAUUUUCAAUUUAUAUAUUGUAUUUCUUAAUAAUAUUAUGACCAACAAUUUUAUUGGCAUUAAUUUUUCAGUGUAGUUUGUUGUUUAAAGUAAUGUAAUCAUCAAAAUGAAACAUAUUGUUAACACUACUAUUAACUAGGCUUCAAUAUGGCAGUGUUUAUUUCAUUGUGUUAAAUGUAUACUUGUAAAUAAAAUAGCUGCAAACCUUAA